Molecule: messenger RNA, 1224 nt
Organism: Botrytis porri
Lineage: Eukaryota; Fungi; Ascomycota; Leotiomycetes; Helotiales; Sclerotiniaceae
Exons: 2
Coding region: 1-1224 (407 amino acids)
Source: RefSeq, a predicted model, not a curated record
AUGCUAUACCCCUCUAUUCCCGACCUUCUGCUAUAUCACAGAGGGACACCUCAAUAUCCAAACAAGAAUCUCGAAGACAAGAAGUCUCAAAAUUGUGAAGGCCGAGUCAUAACUCUUCCCCGAAACACCCUUAAUCAUUCUGAUGAUGACUUUGAGAAUUUUAUCAAUGAAGUUGAAGAUCCCGUUGAUGAAUUGGAAUAUCUCGAAACGAUAUCUGCUGAUGCCAUCAGUGGACCAGAUCUUAAACAACGAGAAACCGAGUUCAAGCCUGAAGACAGUAUCCUCGAGAGACUGCCGCCUGAACUUAGGGAGAUGAUUUUUAUCUUUUGCGGUCGAAACACUUUCUGCUCGGCUGAUCAGGGUCCACGUCUAUUGAAAGCACUUCGAGGCCAGUGGCGAGCUUACACCCACGCCUUGAAUGUUUUUGAGAGACUGAAUAGUUAUGAACUUGGCGCCGAACUGAGAAACCAUACAUCCGAAGUAUACCACAAAGUUCAUGAUAUGACAGGACUCAUGACAGCCAAAAAAGCACCUCAAAAUGUCUCAUCCCAAUCGAACUCGAAUGAUUCAAAAUUAGCUGAAUCCGACUUGAAGCUUACUCUGCAUGGGCGUAUCCGCGAACACCUGAAAUAUUCUGGUGAUUUUUCGGCUUCGACUCCAAGCACUGUUCUGUACUAUUUAGUCCGACAACUACACAACGCAAACCUUAUUCGACAUGUACAGUUUUAUCAAAAACUAAGACCGUCAGAACAACGAAGUUCCCGCAUUAUUCUCUGCCAAAAUGAUCAAGGCGAUUGGAAUUUUCUCAAAAACUUCCUCACUCUCGUCCCCUGUCGAAGAGUCAAAAGAGUUAUUAUCCAAUUACCUAAUCCCGAAAACUAUCAUGUUAACGCAGCUUCCAGAUAUGAUAACUAUUACCGGGACAAAUAUCAUGAGAGUGGCCGCGCAAAACAAGACGCCUUCGUCUUAGCAGUGAUCGAGAGUAUCAAUCAGAAAGUCGGGGUGCGAGGUGUCGUGCUUGGCCGAUCAAAAGAUAGUCUCUCAGGAUUUUGCAUAUGGGAGGCUCCUGAAGGGAGAUAUAUGGAUUGGAACCGUGAUGUGAUAGAGCCAUGGGCAUUGAGGGGUGGAUUCGGUAAGACUUUCCUUGAUUACGAGAAUAACUUCCUGGAACUCAGGGAGAGUCAGAGUAGGCGUUGCUUUGUGCUGAAUAAUCGCCACGACUAG